Archocentrus centrarchus (flier cichlid) is the source of this 4496-nucleotide messenger RNA. RefSeq names its product hexokinase-1-like. Gene Ontology annotation, molecular function: glucokinase activity; D-glucose binding; mannokinase activity. Gene Ontology annotation, cellular component: mitochondrion; cytosol. Gene Ontology annotation, biological process: intracellular glucose homeostasis; carbohydrate phosphorylation; glucose metabolic process. The transcript has 21 exons. Lineage: Eukaryota; Metazoa; Chordata; Actinopteri; Cichliformes; Cichlidae. The coding region runs from base 1 to 2757 and encodes 918 amino acids. The record is from RefSeq and is a predicted model, not a curated record.
AUGAUUGCGGCCCAGCUACUCGCCUAUUACUUCACUGAGCUCAAGGAUGACCAGGUUAAAAAGAUCGAUAAAUACCUGUACUCCAUGCGUUUCUCUGACGAGACGUUAUUGGACAUCACGCAGCGGUUUCGUAAGGAGCUGGUCACAGGGCUGGGUCGGGAUACUAAUGCCACUGCAACACUGAAGAUGCUGCCAACAUUUGUGCGGUCAAUCCCUGAUGGAUCAGAGAAAGGAGACUUCAUUGCACUUGAUUUGGGAGGCAGUAACUUUAGGAUCCUCCGUGUCAAAGUGAGCCAUGAGAAGAAACAGACUGUUCAGAUGGAGAGUGAAAUCUACGACACGCCAGAGGACAUUAUUCACGGCACUGGAACGAGACUGUUCGACCAUGUGGCAGAGUGUCUCGGCGACUUCAUGGAAAAACACAACAUCAAAGACAAGAAACUCCCGGUUGGUUUCACCUUCUCCUUUCCCUGCCAACAGACCAAACUGGAUGAGGGCUAUCUGAUAACAUGGACUAAGCGUUUCAAGGCCAGUGGAGUAGAGGGGAUGGAUGUGGUCCAGUUGCUUAACAAAGCUAUCAAGAAACGAGGGGACUAUGAGGCUGACAUUAUGGCAGUGGUAAAUGACACUGUGGGAACAAUGAUGACCUGUGGCUUCGAUGACCAGCGCUGCGAAGUCGGCAUUAUCAUCGGUACAGGUACUAAUGCGUGCUACAUGGAGGAGCUGCGUCACAUUGACCUGGUGGAGGGAGACGAGGGCAGGAUGUGUGUCAACACUGAGUGGGGAGCCUUCGGCGACGACGGCAGGCUGGAAGACAUCAGGACAGAGUUUGACAGGGAAAUAGACAGAGGCUCUCUCAACCCGGGCAAGCAGCUAUUUGAGAAGAUGGUCAGUGGCAUGUACAUGGGGGAGCUGGUUCGUCUCAUCCUGGUGAAGAUGGCCAGAGAAGGCUUGCUAUUUGAGGGAAGGAUCACCCCUGAGCUGCUCACUAAAGGGAAGAUUGAGACAAAGCACAUCUCAGCCAUAGAGAAGAGUAAGGAAGGGCUGACCAAGGCAAGAGAGAUUUUGAGCAAACUUGGUUUGGAGCCAUCAGCGGAUGACUGCAUCGCUGUGCAACAUGUUUGUGCCAUUGUGUCUUUCCGCUCUGCCAACCUGGUCGCUGCCACACUGGCUGGCAUCCUGAUGAGGCUGAAGGAGAACAAAGGGGUGCAACGUCUUCGAACCACUGUUGGUAUCGAUGGCUCUCUCUACAAGAUGCACCCACAAUAUUCUCGUCGUCUUCAUAAGACAGUCAGACGUUUGGUCCCGGACUGCGACGUUCGAUUCCUCCUCUCGGAGAGCGGCAGUGGAAAGGGUGCCGCCAUGGUGACCGCUGUGGCCUACAGACUCGCCGAACAAUCACGACAAAUCGCCCAAAUACUUUCUGAGUUUUCCCUGACAACCGAACAGCUGCUGGAGGUGAAGAAGAGAAUGACGACAGAGAUCCAAAACGGCCUUUCAAAGAGCACUCAGGACAUUGCCACUGUCAAAAUGCUGCCAACCUUUGUACGAAGCACUCCUGACGGCACAGAGAAUGGUGAUUUCCUGGCUUUAGAUUUAGGAGGAACCAACUUCAGAGUUCUGUUGGUCAAAAUUCGCUCUGGGAAGAGGAGAUCAGUGGAGAUGCACAACAAGAUCUAUGCUAUUCCUCUCGAAGUAAUGCAGGGGACAGGAGAGGAGUUGUUUGAUCACAUUGUACACUGUAUCAGUGACUUCCUGGACUACAUGGGGAUGAAGAAUGCUCGUCUUCCUCUGGGCUUCACCUUCUCGUUCCCCUGCCUACAAACCAGCCUGGAUGCUGGCAUAUUGAUGACAUGGACCAAAGGCUUCAAGGCAACAGACUGUGAAGGGGAAGAUGUGGUGGGACUGCUGAGGGAGGCCAUUAAAAGGAGAGAGGAAUUUGAUCUGGAUGUGGUGGCCGUUGUAAAUGACACGGUGGGAACCAUGAUGACCUGUGCCUACGAAGAACCCACCUGUGAGGUUGGACUUAUUGCUGGCACUGGCAGUAAUGCAUGUUACAUGGAGGAGAUGAAGAACAUUGAGAUGGUAGAGGGUGAUGAGGGACAGAUGUGUGUCAACAUGGAGUGGGGAGCUUUUGGAGACAACGGGUGUCUGGACGAUAUUAGGACAGAGUAUGACCGGACUGUGGAUGAAUUGUCUCUCAAUCCAGGCAAACAAAGGUAUGAGAAAAUGUGCAGUGGCAUGUACCUCGGGGAAAUUGUGCGGAACAUCCUUAUAGACAUGACCAAAAAAGGAUUCCUGUUCAGAGGACAGAUUUCUGAAACACUGAAGACCAGAAGCAUCUUCGAAACAAAGUUCCUCUCACAGAUAGAGAGUGACAGAUUGGCUUUGCUACAGGUGCGAUCAAUCCUGCAGCACUUAGGGCUGGACAGUACCUGUGAUGACAGUAUCAUAGUCAAAGAGGUAUGUGGGACAGUAUCAUGUCGUGCCGCUCAGCUGUGUGGCGCAGGAAUGGCGGCAGUGGUCGAUAAGAUUAGAGAGAACCGUGGACUGGACCAUCUGGACAUCACCGUAGGAGUAGACGGGACAUUGUACAAAUUACAUCCACAUUUCUCCCUGAUCAUGCACCAGACAGUUAAAGAACUGGCUCCAAACUGUAACGUCAACUUCUUGCUGUCAGAGGACGGAAGCGGAAAAGGAGCCGCACUCAUCACAGCCGUGGGCUGCCGGCUAAGACAGGAACUGAACGGCAAAUAGAAAAUUUUCUCUGUCUCACUGUUAUCUCAUCCCCCUCUUCCCCCAGUUCUCAACCAUUGUCUUCUUUCCUCCUAAACCAAACAAGUCCAGCCGACAUAUCAUGCUCCAAUAGCUGCUUUAGUCCGUCUACGUGACACAGAGAAAAAGGGAGAUUUUCUCUGUUGUGCUGAAUGGCAGAGGUUCUCUGUUGUAGUUAGAUUUAUUAACAAUUGUGACACCACCCAGACUCUUAAGGUUUUUGCAGGUUUGUGUUCUCUAUGGAUAAAAGCACACUCAACUCGUUUAAAUGCAGGACAGUCACGUGCUCUUAAAAAAAAAAAACCCUCCUCUGUCUCCAUCUGGAGGAAUUCUCUGGAACUGCAUUCUGUUAAAACUUCCAGGUCAGCACGCCAGUUGCAGAGAAACAGAUUGGUUUUUGCAGCAUGUUUAGUUGAAGCAAAGUCAUAAAAACUCUUUUUGACCAAAGUCACUGAAGUGUGUCUGCUGUAGAGGUGUGAUUAUAUUCAUGUGUCCUGAGAUGAAAGGGAAUUUUUUUUUUUUUUUUGCUUUUUUGGUGUUUGAUAUCUUACCCACAUAUAAAACAAUAUGUUAUACAUACAUUGUUGUUAUUUAUUGUAUUUUUAUAUACUGGGAUAUGCUGAAGAAAUGUGUUACUGUUGCAAAAAUGAUACACACAAAGGAAGCCAGUGAAGAAGUUCCCUCAGAUGGUACCUGUCCUGUAUUUAAAUGCUGAAGCAUGACAGCAGAGGGACUUUUACAAUGACUUAAUCAGCAGGAAAUUGUUGUUUCAUGUUGCUUGAUCCAGUGGUUUUCAAAGUUAAUGCCCCACAGCCUACACUGCUUUCAUCAACAAAAAAACCCAAACAUUUCACCUGGAUUUUACUUCAUAUUUUUCCUCUGGUCCAAUACAGCUGACCUGCAAUGGCUCCAUGCUCAUCCAGUUGGAGAACCACUGGUCUGAUCUAAUAGAGCAGUCUCUUUUAUUGUCUGUACUUUGUUGUAAGUUAUGUCUAAUUGUGUCCUGUCAUUGGUACCAAUGACAGCUGUUGACAGUAUAUUGAUUUCUUAAGAAGACCUGGUUGCGGUCAUCACUGCGAUGAGACGUUAACAGCUACUUAACCAUGAAACAGGAAUGUGGUGCUAACAUGGAUGCCAGAGGAACAACAGCAGCAAUAUUCUGUAUAUAUAUAUAUAUAUACAAAUAAAGAACUUUUAAGAGGGCUUUUAAUGUUUUGGGAAAAAGGCACAUACUGUACCCCUUUUAGAUUACCAGCUCCUAAAAGCUCAGGAGAAUGUCUAAGGUAACUACUGUAAGGCUCAUUCAUGUAGCAUAAUUUAUGCAAAUUAAUAUUUAUUUUUGCUGUAUUAAAAGCCAAAAAAAAAUAUCACAACUAAGUCAACGAUGAUCCAUUAUGAAUCUAUUAGAGAGCUUAAGAAGAAAAAUAUCUGUUCUAAGAUCAGUGAUGCCCAUGGAGGGUGGGAUAUGGUUGAGAUGUGAAAGUGUAUUUUAAAUAUUUAAACUGAUACCAACCAAGCUAGAAGAAUGUCCUUUGCUACCUUUUAUUUAAAUUGUAUGAUAAAGAAGACCAUAGCUCUAAUUUACUCCAAAUGCCUUCAGAUUAACCCCAGAAUGUCCAGUCAUGCACAAACACCUUAAUCUGUGUGAUUCUGUUCACGAGGGAUGUAUCUGUUCAACACUGUCAAUCAGUCGCUAAAUAAAAUCAGACCUAUCAAAACAA